UAACUGCCCCUAGAGACCUGUAUUAAUUAUAAUCGAAUUCGAUCUUUGCAUUUUUUUAUUUUAAAAAAGAUUAGAAACGCGAAUUUUUCAAGAAUAACCCGCAAGAGUCAAUAACCGUCCGUAGCAGCUGAUGCAAAGAAAAAAAGUAGCGGAAGCGUCGCCAGGCAGUUUCCUACUAGAUUGAUCGCGUUUGAGUUGCGGGCCGGCUCCUCUAGGCAACUCUUUCUCUUUGUUAGAAUUAGAAGUUGAAGUGGAAUAGAGAAGAGGAUCAGAAGAAAGUGGGGGCCUGCCUGAGUGGUGGAGGGUUGAGAGACCCCGGCUGAAUAGGCGGACGGAAGAAAACCAGUCUUAAAUCCCCCUCAUCCCGACAUACAUGGACUCGGCCGUUCACCGCACGAUCGACGAUUUGGAUAUUAUCAAAACCAUAGGUACAGGUACAUUCGGAAGGGUCUGCCUAUGCAGGGAGAAAGAAUCAGGCGAAUACCUCGCUGUCAAGAUACUCGCCAUCAGCGAUGUUAUCAGGCUCAAGCAAGUGGAACACGUCAGGAACGAAAAGGAGAUCCUUUCUGACAUCAAACAUCCUUUCAUAGUAAACCUAUGGUGGCAUUUUAGGGACUCGUGUUUCCUCUACAUGGUGUUCGACUAUGUGCCUGGAGGAGAGCUCUUUUCCUACCUCAGAAACGCCGGCCGGUUCCCGCCGAACACAGGCAUGUUCUUCACGGCGGAGAUCGUUUUGGCCCUGGAGUACCUCCAUUCACAAUCCAUCGUCUACAGGGACCUCAAGCCGGAGAACCUCCUGCUUGACAGGGAGGGUCAUCUCAAGAUGACCGAUUUCGGUUUUGCAAAGAAACUCACAGACAGGACGUGGACGCUCUGCGGCACUCCUGAAUAUCUGGCGCCAGAGAUAAUCCAGUCCAAAGGGCACAACAAAGCAGUCGAUUGGUGGGCACUCGGUGUGCUAGUCUACGAGAUGUUGGCCGGCUACCCACCUUUCUUCGACAAGAACCCUUUCGGCAUCUACGAGAAGAUCCUGGCAGGGAAAAUCGAUUGGUCCCACCACCUGGACCCCAUUGCCAAAGACCUUAUUAAAAAACUGCUCGUACAGGACCGAACGAAGCGAUUAGGAAAUAUGAAGAAUGGAGCCGAAGACGUCAAAAGGCACAGGUGGUUCAAAUCGAUAGAUUGGACAGAAGUCGUUCAUAAAAAGUUAAAGCCGCCGUUCGUCCCCAAGGUGAGGUUCGAGGGCGAUACUCGCAACUUCGACAGCUACCCGGAAGCCGACUGGAAAUCGACGCCCUCAGUCGGUGAGAACGAGGAAAGCCUCUUCGACGACUUCUAAGUCCCAAGGAGCCGGCGAUUGCAAAAGAACGGUUUCUUCUCCUGUAAAUAUUGUUUGUAGAAUACUGUGGAAAUAAUAUUUUUCUCUAAGUUUUAUUUUGUUUGUUCUUUUGUAAUUAAAUUAUUUAAGCA
Cimex lectularius (bed bug) is the source of this 1470-nucleotide messenger RNA. RefSeq names its product protein kinase DC2 (gene Pka-C3). Lineage: Eukaryota; Metazoa; Arthropoda; Insecta; Hemiptera; Cimicidae. Gene Ontology annotation, biological process: protein phosphorylation. The record is from RefSeq and is a predicted model, not a curated record. Gene Ontology annotation, molecular function: protein serine/threonine kinase activity; ATP binding. The coding region runs from base 374 to 1339 and encodes 321 amino acids. The transcript has 8 exons.